UACAUCAUUACUUAAAUUACCCGUUUUUCUUUUUAGCAUUUUAUGCUUUCUUCUAAAUUUUUAUUAAUUUUUCAAAUUAAUUUGAAUCGAUUUAAAUUUAAAACAACUAACUGGCAACUCCUUUGUGUACUAGACACGCGGUAAACUUUUUGUCGUGUGUUCAGCGUCUUCUCGAAAUUUUGCUGUGAUUAAUUAUGCUUGAAAGUUAUCAUGAUAUCAUUUCCAUUUUUUUUUUAAAUGACGAGCAAUUCAGUUAGCAACUUUGCAUUUACCUUUUCUAGCCAACUUCUUCAAAGCCACGCCUACCGGUUUGAAAAUUCGCGCCUAGUUGUCCUGACAACAAGCAGACGACAAAAGCCUAAUAGCUCAAAAUCGACAACAAACGUGUGUUUUUGAAGUUAAAGUACCGAUAAUAUUAUCUUUAAAUAUCACCAAUGUUUCUUCUUUAUUGGAACCAUAGCUCAGUAAAAUAUUGAAAUGGAAAAGAAUUGGUUUACUUUAUCGUCGAGAUUCAGUUGAAUCUACAUUUAUUUUUUGUUCCAAGCGUUUAUUAUUUCGUGUCACUAUUACUCAAGUUGCUACGUCUGAUGCAAAUCGGCACUAACAUUCAACAGUGAUUUAUCAGUCGUGUGUUUUAUUGGACAUCGACAACAGCCUCUGUGCUUUAAAUUGGCUGGCUAAUCCAGUAAUUGUUAAAUCAGAUUUAGUUUAUGCACUGGUGUUUAUUUGUUUCCUGUGCUAGCUCGCUGAGUUGUUGCUGGACGGUUUUGGCCAGUGAAGGGUCAAUAAGAGCUGCUUUCUGCAAAAGAUUGAUCAUUUUCGAGCAAGCAGCGUUCGGCCAUGGAAUCGUCAAUGGCCGCCGCCGGACGGCUCGUCUUCAACUCGAAUGGCCAGCGCGUCAUUCAAGGCCAGCCGGAAUCGCCUUCCAACAACAAUAACAACGGAGCCGCCAAUGCCGCUGCCGCCGGAUCGACCAUGUCGCCGUCGGCUGGAUGUGCGGAUUCGUCAUCUCAUCCAUCGUCGGCGGCCUCAUCGUCCGACAACAACAACAACGAUGGCCGCGACGCUGCCGGAACGCCCCUAUCGGAUGCGGCGACGGAACGAUCGACUCCGGACGACAUCCGCACCUCUCGACAGACGAGUCCCAUCGAGAUGAAUCCCGGACGUCCUGUCAGCGUAGGCGUCCAUGUGGUGGCCAAGAAAUCCAAAGUCACUCAGCAUAAAAAGAAGUUUCGCAAUUUUUCAAUGUUUCGCUCAAGAUAUUCAAACUUUCAACAUCAUUCAAUCAUGGCAGAAUUUAUUUGUUGUCAUUGUGGGAAAAAAUUCAGAAAUGUGCCACUUUUAAGAAAGCACAAAAAAUACGUACAUGAAGUCUCCAAUGCUGCCUGUGACGUAUGUGAAAAAACCUUCAAAAAUUUGGCACAUCUGAGACGUCACCAAAGAUACGCUCAUCGAGUCUCCAACAUUGCUGCCUGUGAUGUAUGUGAAAAAACAUUCAAAAAUGCGGACUGUCUGAGAAUACAUAAAAGUAAAAUUCAUGAAGUCUCUAAUGCUGCCUGUGACGUAUGUGAAAAAACUUUCAGAAAUGUGACACGUUUAAGAGAGCACAAAACUAACGUACAUGAAAUCUCUAAUAAUGCUGCCUGUGACGUAUGUGAAAAAACUUUCCAAAAUUUGGCACGUCUGAGACGUCACCAAAAUUACGCUCAUCGAGUCUCCAACAUUGCUGCCUGUGAUGUAUGUGAAAAAACUUUCCAAAAUUUGGCACGUCUGAGACGUCACCAAAGAUACGCUCAUCGAGUCUCCAACAUUGCUGCCUGUGAUGUAUGUGAAAAAACAUUCAAAAACGCGUACUGUCUGAGAAGUCACAAAGAAAAAGCACAUCAAGUCUCUAAUGCUGCCUGUGACGUAUGUGAAAAAACUUUCCGAAAUGUGUCACUUUUAAGAAGUCACAAAACUAACGUUCAUGAAGUCUCCAUCAUUUCUGCCUGUGAUGAAUGUGAAAAAACUUACAAAAAUGUGUCAAGUCUGAGACUUCACAAAAAACGAACUCAUCAAUGUAACAACUAUAGUAAACUCGAUAACUGAUUAAUAUCAGCUAAUGGAGAAUUUUGUCAGUCACAUGACCCAUCGAUAUGAGUUUGUGACAAUGCUCUACUAAAUACGCUCUUGAAAAAAAACGAAUUAUUGCAGAUACUUGAAUUCAAUAUAUUUUUUUGUUCGAAAAUGAUCGGCUGGUAAUACGCUACCAUUUUCAAAACAUGCGUCUUUUAA
Messenger RNA from Daphnia pulicaria, 2274 nucleotides. RefSeq names its product zinc finger protein 62-like. NCBI's taxonomy places the organism in Eukaryota, Metazoa, Arthropoda, Branchiopoda, Diplostraca, Daphniidae. Gene Ontology annotation, cellular component: chromosome; nucleus. The coding region runs from base 841 to 2088 and encodes 415 amino acids. Gene Ontology annotation, biological process: regulation of transcription by RNA polymerase II. The transcript is spliced from 14 exons. The record is from RefSeq and is a predicted model, not a curated record. Gene Ontology annotation, molecular function: RNA polymerase II cis-regulatory region sequence-specific DNA binding; chromatin insulator sequence binding; DNA-binding transcription activator activity, RNA polymerase II-specific.